AAUCCGGAUUCUCAGGGCUUCAACUACACAAGCCCCACAAACCGGCUGCUGGGCUGCAGGGAAGCUCACUCCAGAAUUUAAAGUGCCCAGGCUACAGAGACACCCUGAAGCCACAGAAAGACAAAGGAACCGGUUGAAACACACAACGUGUCCAGUGAGGACUUUGCAGAAUUCUGUAACCAGACUACAAUGGCCGCUCAAAGGAAUCGCUCAAAGGAAUCAAAGGAUUGCAGCGGGCUGGUCCUGCUCUGCCUUUUCUUCGGGAUUCCAUGGGAGGCUGGAGCCCGGCAGAUCUCCUACUCAAUUCCUGAGGAAUUAGAGAAAGGCUCUUUCGUGGGCAACAUCUCCAAGGACUUGGGUCUGGCGCCCCGGGAGCUGGCGGAGCGCGGAGUCCGCAUAGUCUCCAGAGGUAGGACGCAGCUUUUCUCUCUGAACCCGCGCAGCGGCAGCUUGAUCACCGCGGGCAGGAUAGACCGGGAGGAGCUCUGCGCUCAGAGCGCGCGGUGCGUGGUGAGUUUUAAUAUCCUUGUGGAAGACAGGGUGAAACUUUUUGGGAUAGAAAUAGAAGUAACUGAUAUCAAUGACAAUGCUCCAAAAUUCCAAGCAGAAAAUCUAGACGUAAAAAUUAAUGAAAAUGUCGCUGCGGGAAUGCGUUUUCCUCUCCCGGAAGCUAUUGAUCCGGAUGUGGGCGUGAACUCCCUGCAGAGCUAUCAGCUCAGCCCCAAUAAGCACUUCUCCCUAAGAGUUCAGAGCCGUGCCAAUGGCGUCAAGUACCCGGAGCUGGUACUGGAGCACUCCCUAGAUCGCGAGGAAGAGGCCAUUCACCACCUGGUCCUCACCGCCUCCGACGGGGGUGACCCUCUCCGAUCUGGCACUGUCCUUGUCAGUGUGACUGUCUUCGAUGCAAAUGACAACGCGCCGGUCUUCACCUUGCCAGAAUACCGAGUGAGUGUUCCUGAGAAUUUGCCUGUGGGCACUCAGCUGCUGACAGUCACAGCCACCGACAGGGACGAAGGUGCCAAUGGAGAAGUGACAUAUUCAUUCCGAAAAUUACCUGACACGCAAUUGUUGAAGUUCCAACUAAACAAAUAUACUGGAGAAAUAAAAAUAUCAGAAAAUCUAGAUUAUGAAGAAACCGGUUUCUAUGAAAUAGAAAUACAAGCAGAAGAUGGAGGAGCAUAUCUUGCAACUGCAAAAGUGUUGAUUACAGUAGAAGAUGUAAAUGACAACAGUCCAGAGCUGACCAUCACGUCUCUAUUUAGUCCAGUGACUGAAGAUUCACCUCUGGGAACAGUCGUAGCCCUUUUAAAUGUGCAUGAUUUAGACUCUGAGCAGAAUGGACAGGUAACCUGUUCCAUUUUGGCGUAUCUACCAUUUAAAUUAGAAAAGUCCAUUGACAGUUAUUACAGAUUGGUGAUACACAGAGCCCUUGACAGGGAACAGGUAUCCUCUUACAAUAUCACAGUGACAGCCACAGAUGGGGGAAGUCCUCCUCUAUCAACGGAAGCUCACUUUAUGCUACAAGUGGCAGAUAUCAAUGACAACCCACCUACCUUCUCUCAAGUCUCCUACUUUACCUAUAUCCCAGAGAACAACGCCAGGGGUGCCUCCAUCUUCUCAGUGACAGCGCUGGACCCGGACAGCAAAGAGAAUGCCCAGAUUAUUUACUCCCUGGCUGAAGACACCAUCCAGGGGGUACCUCUGUCCUCAUACAUAUCCAUCAACUCAGACACUGGCGUCCUGUAUGCACUCAGAUCCUUCGACUAUGAGCAGUUUCAUGAGCUACAGAUGCAGGUGACAGCCAGCGACAGCGGGGAUCCUCCACUCAGCAGCAACGUGUCGUUGAGCCUGUUUGUGCUGGACCAGAACGACAAUGCGCCCGAGAUCCUGUACCCCGCCCUCCCCACAGACGGUUCCACAGGCGUGGAGCUGGCGCCCCGCUCCGCAGAGCCCGGCUACCUGGUGACCAAGGUGGUGGCGGUGGACAGAGACUCCGGCCAGAACGCCUGGCUGUCCUACCGUCUGCUCAAGGCCAGCGAGCCGGGACUCUUCGCGGUGGGGGAGCACACGGGCGAGGUGCGCACGGCGCGAGCCCUGCUGGACAGAGACGCGCUCAAGCAAAGCCUCGUAGUGGCCGUCCAGGACCACGGCCAGCCCCCUCUCUCCGCCACUGUCACGCUCACCGUGGCCGUGGCCGACAGCAUCCCCCAAGUCCUGGCGGACCUCGGCAGCUUCGAGUCUCCAGCUAACUCUGAAACCUCAGACCUCACUCUGUACCUGGUGGUAGCGGUGGCCGCGGUCUCCUGCGUCUUCCUGGCCUUCGUCAUCGUGCUGCUGGCGCACAGGCUGCGGCGCUGGCACAAGUCACGCCUGCUGCAGGCUUCAGGAGGCGGCUUGACAGGUGUGUCCGGCUCGCACUUUGUGGGCGUGGACGGGGUUCGGGCUUUCCUGCAGACCUAUUCCCACGAGGUCUCUCUCACCGCGGACUCGCGAAAGAGUCACCUGAUCUUCCCCCAGCCCAAUUAUGCGGACACGCUCAUCAGCCAGGAGAGCUGUGAGAAAAACGAUCCUUUGUCUUUGUUAGAUGAUUCGAAGUUUCCUAUAGAGGAUACCCCAUUGGUUCCACAAGCCCCGCCCAACACGGACUGGCGUUUCUCUCAGGCCCAGAGACCCGGCACCAGCGGCUCCCAAAAUGGCGAUGACACCGGCACCUGGCCCAACAACCAGUUUGACACAGAGAUGCUGCAAGCCAUGAUCUUGGCGUCCGCCAGUGAAGCUGCUGAUGGGAGCUCCACCCUGGGAGGGGGUGCCGGCACCAUGGGAUUGAGCGCCCGCUACGGACCCCAGUUCACCCUGCAGCACGUGCCCGACUACCGCCAGAAUGUCUACAUCCCAGGCAGCAAUGCCACACUGACCAACGCAGCUGGCAAGCGGGAUGGCAAGGCCCCAGCAGGUGGCAAUGGCAACAAGAAGAAGUCGGGCAAGAAGGAGAAGAAGUAACAUGGAGGCCAGGCCAAGAGCCACAGGGCGGCCUCUCCCCAACCAGCCCAGCUUCUCCUUACCUGCACCCAGGCCUCAGAGUUUCAGGGCUAACCCCCAGAAUACUGGUAGGGGCCAAGGCCAUGCUCCCCUUGGGAAACAGAAACAAGUGCCCAGUCAGCACCUACCCCUUCCCCCCCAGGGGGUUGAAUAUGCAAAAGCAGUUCCGCUGGGAACCCCCAUCCAAUCAACUGCUGUACCCAUGGGGGUAGUGGGGUUACUGUAGACACCAAGAACCAUUUGCCACACCCCGUUUAGUUACAGCUGAACUCCUCCAUCUUCCAAAUCAAUCAGGCCCAUCCAUCCCAUGCCUCCCUCCUCCCCACCCCACUCCAACAGUUCCUCUUUCCCGAGUAAGGUGGUUGGGGUGUUGAAGUACCAAGUAACCUACAAGCCUCCUAGUUCUGAAAAGUUGGAAGGGCAUCAUGACCUCUUGGCCUCUCCUUUGAUUCUCAAUCUUCCCCCAAAGCAUGGUUUGGUGCCAGCCCCUUCACCUCCUUCCAGAGCCCAAGAUCAAUGCUCAAGUUUUGGAGGACAUGAUCACCAUCCCCAUGGUACUGAUGCUUGCUGGAUUUAGGGAGGGCAUUUUGCUACCAAGCCUCUUCCCAACGCCCUGGGGACCAGUCUUCUGUUUUGUUUUUCAUUGUUUGACGUUUCCACUGCAUGCCUUGACUUCCCCCACCUCCUCCUCAAACAAGAGACUCCACUGCAUGUUCCAAGACAGUAUGGGGUGGUAAGAUAAGGAAGGGAAGUGUGUGGAUGUGGAUGGUGGGGGCAUGGACAAAGCUUGACACAUCAAGUUAUCAAGGCCUUGGAGGAGGCUCUGUAUGUCCUCAGGGGACUGACAACAUCCUCCAGAUUCCAGCCAUAAACCAAUAACUAGGCUGGACCCUUCCCACUACAUAAUAGGGCUCAGCCCAGGCAGCCAGCUUUGGGCUGAGCUAACAGGACCAAUGGAUUAAACUGGCAUUUCAGUCCAAGGAAGCUCGAAGCAGGUUUAGGACCAGGUCCCCUUGAGAGGUCAGAGGGGCCUCUGUGGGUGCUGGGUACUCCAGAGGUGCCACUGGUGGAAGGGUCAGCGGAGCCCCAGCAGGAAGGGUGGGCCAGCCAGGCCAUUCUUAGUCCCUGGGUUGGGGAGGCAGGGAGCUAGGGCAGGGACCAAAUGAACAGAAAGUCUCAGCCCAGGAUGGGGCUUCUUCAACAGGGCCCCUGCCCUCCUGAAGCCUCAGUCCUUCACCUUGCCAGGUGCCGUUUCUCUUCCGUGAAGGCCACUGCCCAGGUCCCCAGUGCGCCCCCUAGUGGCCAUAGCCUGGUUAAAGUUCCCCAGUGCCUCCUUGUGCAUAGACCUUCUUCUCCCACCCCCUUCUGCCCCUGGGUCCCCGGCCAUCCAGCGGGGCUGCCAGAGAACCCCAGACCUGCCCUUACAGUAGUGUAGCGCCCCCUCCCUCUUUCGGCUGGUGUAGAAUAGCCAGUAGUGUAGUGCGGUGUGCUUUUACGUGAUGGCGGGUGGGCAGCGGGCGGCGGGCUCCGCGCAGCCGUCUGUCCUUGAUCUGCCCGCGGCGGCCCGUGUUGUGUUUUGUGCUGUGUCCACGCGCUAAGGCGACCCCCUCCCCCGUACUGACUUCUCCUAUAAGCGCUUCUCUUCGCAUAGUCACGUAGCUCCCACCCCACCCUCUUCCUGUGUCUCACGCAAGUUUUAUACUCUAAUAUUUAUAUGGCUUUUUUUCUUCGACAAAAAAAUAAUAAAACGUUUCUUCUGAAAA
Homo sapiens (human) is the source of this 4802-nucleotide messenger RNA. RefSeq names its product protocadherin gamma subfamily A, 10 (gene PCDHGA10). The transcript is spliced from 4 exons. Bases 190 to 3000 code for a protein of 936 amino acids. Gene Ontology annotation, biological process: homophilic cell-cell adhesion; cell adhesion. Gene Ontology annotation, molecular function: calcium ion binding. Gene Ontology annotation, cellular component: plasma membrane; membrane. The record is from RefSeq and is marked reviewed. Lineage: Eukaryota; Metazoa; Chordata; Mammalia; Primates; Hominidae.